Molecule: messenger RNA, 823 nt
Organism: Hibiscus syriacus
Lineage: Eukaryota; Viridiplantae; Streptophyta; Magnoliopsida; Malvales; Malvaceae
Exons: 1
Coding region: 137-607 (156 amino acids)
Source: RefSeq, a predicted model, not a curated record
AAAGUCAAGUGAUAGGCCAUGUGAACACUACGUUCCACCUAUCUACCUCUUUUUCUUUUCUUGUUUCUCACAGCAAGAACGCCAUUAUCAACCAUUCCCCCCAUUGGGUUUUUUGUUUCUUGUUAGAGAGUCGGCAAUGAGCUCCAUCAUGCACAACUUUCAAAGAAGCCAAGCCUUCCCUGUCUCUCAAACCCAAUCAAAAGAGCAGCCGCCAUUGCCGGCGUUACGAAGGAGGCUUUCCUCUGUGUCUCUUAAGCUACACCCUCCCACCUUUUCACCAUCAGCGUCGUCAUGGUCGUUCCCCAGAUCCAAGUCCUUUUCCAUGGGAGACUAUGCUGGUACCUCCAUCAGGAAAUGGUGGGACUGGGGAUGGUCUUGGGUUCUUUCCAGGAAACCCAUGUUCGCUCAAGACCUUGAAAUGAACGAAGAAGAAACUAGAGUUCUGGGUUGCCACAACAAAGGCAGCUGGAUGCAUGUUUUCUACAAGAUGAGAUCUGAGAUCAAGAAACUCAUGGGAUCUGACAAGGUUGGCCUCCCACAGACUUGCAGGUAUGAUUCUUUAGCCUAUUCCAAGAAUUUCGGUAAAGAAAAGAAAAUCUAUGGUUGAUCUUGGAAUGCUUGAGUUGGAGGUGUUCGAAGAAAUGUCUAAAUGGGAAUUGAUUAUCAAUUCGUUGCUUCAUGAUUCAGAUCAUCACAUCAGAGAAACUGCAGAAUUCUAUAUUCUAUAUUCUUUUUUGUUGCUUUAUCUUGUGUAUCUUGUUCUGUUCUUUCUUGGGUUUUCAGAUUUUCCUUUGUUAUCAUAAUCCAAAUGAUGAUCGGUGAA